AUUGGUUACUGUAGGAUGGCGCCGUCCUGUGUGAGUACAGAAGACUCGUCCAGGCCACAGCAGGACGUGUCUACGGAUCAAAGAGAAGCGGUACAAGUUCCAACAGUUCUGGGAAGACGAUGAAUCUCUUCUCUGUAGCAGCGCCAGAAGAAAGUACUGUGUGCGUGCUUUGUUCGUCCGCUUUUACUUCAACUAUUUUACAGAUUGAAUGAACACACAAUCAAGCGGGAUGAUACUUUCAUAGUCGGUGCGUUUAUCCCUCGUCCAGUCAAAAUAUGUUUACGACAAAAUAUUGCAGAACGCUAGUUUGCUUUUGGUUUUACGCAACGCUGUCUCGAGGGAGCGGAUUCCAACACUCGACGGUGUUGGAUCCGCACGGAAAGUACCAUCUGAAGUGGAGUUUUAACAGAGAAACGAUCUCCUUUGAAGUUGAAGUGGAAACCACCGGAUAUGUUGGAUUUGGUCUGUCUCCCAACGGCGCUAUGGCAUCGUCAGAUAUUGUAAUUGGUGGAGUCGUAGAUGGGACGCCUUACCUGCAGGACUACCAUGCAGACUCUAACAGGAAGGUGCACCUGGAUGAACUUCAGAGCUACAGGCUUGAGUCAGGCUGGGAGAACAGCACUCACACUAGGCUGGGGUUCAGUCGAGACCUGCUUACCUGUGACACCAAGGACAAGGACAUCACGGAGAGCACAGUGCGUGUGAUCUGGGCCUACCACAGUGAUGAUGUGGGCCCAUCAGGGCCAGUCUACCACGGACUCAACAGAGGCAGGAAGAGUUUACGCCUGCUCACCCCGGCAGCCACACACACCAGCACCACUGGUUCACAGUUCUUUGACCUGAAGAACAGACAGGUGGCAGUGCCAUCCCGAGACACUACCUACUGGUGCCAGAUGUUUCGGAUACCAGAAACACCCUCCAAACACCACAUAACCCAGGUGCAGCCCAUGAUUCAGCCAGGUCAUGAGAACCUGGUCCACCACAUCCUGUUGUAUCAGUGUGACAGCAAUCUGAGUGAGGAGGAGUUGGAGCAUGGUCAUGAGUGCUACCACCCCAACAUGCCAGACUCAUUCAACACCUGCCAGGCCAUCUUCUUUGCCUGGGCCAUCGGUGGAGAGGGAUUCACCUACCCUCCUCAUGUUGGCUUGUCCAUUGGCACAGCAACAGACCCAGUGUAUGUCCUGAUGGAGACUCACUAUGACAACCCCGGCCUCCUCUCAGGCUUGCAGGACAGCUCUGGCCUUCGAUUCUAUCACAGUGCAACCCUGAGAGAAUUUGAUGCUGGCGUCUUGGAGACAGGCAUGUGGGUCAGCCUCUACCACAUGCUGCCACCUGGCAUGGAGGACUACACUUCCCAGGGGCACUGCACCAACCAGUGUCUGCAAGAGGCCCUGGGUGAGGAGAUGCCCGGUGGCGUGCGUGUGUUUGCUGUGCUAAUGCAUGCCCAUCUGGCUGGCCGCGCCAUAACCACACGCCACUUCCGGGACAACCAGGAACUGCCUCCCCUGUCACAUGACGCAGAGUUUGACUUCAACUUCCAGGAGUUCCAGCUGUUGGAGGAGGAGACGCCCGUGCUGCCUACAGACAGUUUGAUCACAGAGUGCAAGUACAACACUGCAGGCCGUAGAAAUGUGACCUGGGGCGGCCUAAGCACCAGAGAGGAGAUGUGUCUAUCCUACCUGCUCUACUAUCCCAGAGUGAACCUGAGCCGGUGUGAGAGUCUGCCUCUGAUCAUGGGACAGCUGAACUUCAUAGGAGUUAGAGACAUCCAGCCGACCUGGCCAUUCCUGGUGAAGAGCCCCAAGAGGUACAGCAACAUGACCGUUACUGCUGCCUUGGAAACCUUCCGCUGGACCAGGAGGCGGGGACAAGCCUUCAACCAGCUGGUGCUGCAGCUGCCAAUCAACAUCCGCUGCUCCAAGCUGGGGAUGGAGAACUGGGGGAUCCAGGGGUCAGUGGUGACUCCUCCAGAAGUGCACUCUCUGGCUUCUCCUCCCAGCACCCCUUGCAGCACUGCAACUCCACCACAAGGGCGCGCAGUUUUGCACUCCACCCUUCUCCUUAUAUCUCUAGUGCUGCUGCAUCUGGCUCUCUGAACUGUGUGCCAGCGGUCUGGCCCUAAAAGCCAAAGGCCAAGUCACCAUGCACACAUCUGGGCAUGAUGAUAAAGGAGACCUUCAAGCUUUUACCACAACUAACCUCCAAUAAGAAGUUUGUUAAUUGAACACCACAAGUGUUCAUUUUAUUCGUUGAGUACCGUAUUUCUUCGAAUAAACGCCGCCCUCGAAUAAAUGCCGCCCUCGAAUAAACACCGCACCAAAAAUGAACGUUGUGUAAUAAACGCCGCCCUCCAAUAAACGCCGCACCAAAAAAAUCUAAAAACUGAUAUUUAAUUGUUUAAAUUUAACCCCAGUAUUUAUUACACAUGUACAUAACUUUCUGCACAGCUUUCUGUUUGAAAGCUAACGUGUAUGAACGUGUAGGCAUGCUGCUUCAGAUUUCUACACAAUGUAGAACACUUGUAUUUGAGACAGUUGUAUUACCAACGCACACCUAAUUGAUAGCCAAUGAGAAAGGGAGUUGCCGCACUCAUAGACAAACAAAGAAUAGACAAGGAGGUCAGCGGAAGUAGCCUAAAUGAAACCUGCGUUUUUAGCUGCAUGAUUCAUUUGUCACAAUGCCAGCAACGAAGUUGUCUAUGGCUGCACUGCAGCUACAAUUCAAGAAAUCUCUCUUACUAAUUAAACGCCGCCCUCGAAUAAACGCCGCACCAAAAAUGAACGUUAUUUAAUAAACGCUGCGGCGUUCAUUCGAAGAAAUACGGUAUUUACAUAGGUCCACUUUCAUGACUGGAGACCUAAAUAAACAGUCCUGCUGUUAAAUUCAUACUUUAAAGAUGAGCUGUGUAGUGUUACCCCCCCACAUCCUCCACCUUGGGGACCUCCCAAGGCUUCUGACACAAUGAAGCUCAAACAUGACCAGUCUUCAGCUGGAGUGAGAGUGUUACCUUUCAUUGGUGAAUGCUGAGUCAUGGCUGUUCAGAUGUAGCGCACAUUGUUCUAUACAAAAGGCAAAUGUUAAGUCAUUGCUAUAUAGUUGAAAUGUAUAUGAAAGCAGUGCUUUAUGGUUGUGAGAAGACUACUAAGGGGCGUUGUAACAGCAUGAAGGACAGAUUUUCAGAUAUGUGUGUUCUGAAAUGACCUGUGAAGAGACUAUAAUUACCCUACUUGGCUGGACAACACCAGAUCUGUGAGGACAGAGAGAUGUUAAAGUGUCCUCAUAUUUUCACAAUGUUUUCUAACAGUGUCUAAUAUAAAGAUGUUAUCAAACUGUGUCUAAUAUGAAGAUGUCAACUGUACCUGUAAUGCUUUGUAUGACCUAAACACAUAAUAAAUGUAUAUCUACGUACCACA
Molecule: messenger RNA, 3413 nt
Organism: Osmerus eperlanus (European smelt)
Lineage: Eukaryota; Metazoa; Chordata; Actinopteri; Osmeriformes; Osmeridae
Gene: moxd1
Product: monooxygenase, DBH-like 1
Exons: 12
Coding region: 276-2096 (606 amino acids)
Biological process (GO): dopamine catabolic process; octopamine biosynthetic process; norepinephrine biosynthetic process
Cellular component (GO): secretory granule membrane
Molecular function (GO): dopamine beta-monooxygenase activity; copper ion binding
Source: RefSeq, a predicted model, not a curated record